ACGCCCACAGACUCUAAAGACACCAAGAUCAAUUGACAUAAUUAUACAUGUUUUUACUUCUACAUCCAGAUACAACGAAUAGUUAAGGCGUUUUCUCCGUAGAGCUUCCAACUCCAACCCUUGCUGUGAUUGCCUAACGCGCGGCGACAGCCGCGCCUGUAACUGCCAAUAUGGCAGCCGCUAGAAGUGCCAGGCGCAACGGACCGCUGCUGGUGCUGCUAGUUGCAUGGCUAGCAUUAUGUUCCCAGGCGCUGGAGUUUGAGAUGCAGUCCCAACUGAAAUGUGUAUACGAAGAGAUCAACAACAACGUUAUAGUUGUGGGCGAGUAUAAGUCCUUGAACAGGGAGCCGAGUCAAGCUGGGUAUCCGGUGUCUGUAAAGGUUGAGGAUCCACGCGGGACCGUGCUCCAUGAGGCGACGGGCAAGACGGAGGGGCAGUUUGCGUUCACCAGCAAGAUAGCAGGAGAAUACAAGGCAUGCUUCUCGGUCCCUGACAUCCAAACCGCCUACCAGACGAAGCUCAAGGUGGACUGGCGCACGGGUGUGGCGGCCACCGACUGGAACGCCAUCGCCAAGAAGGAGCACCUGGAUGCGUUGACCGUUGAGCUGCGGAAGCUGGAGGAUAACAUUCGCGAGGUCUACAGCGAGAUGUUGCAGCUGCAGCAGCGGGAAACGGAGAUGCGCAACAUCAGCGAGGAGACCAACACCCGGGUGGCCUGGUUCAGCAUCGCGUCCCUGGCCGUCUGCGUUGCGUCCGCACUGGUGCAGCUCUGGUACCUGCGCCGCUUCUUCAAGCGGCGGAAGCUGCUGUAGAGGGGUGGCGGAAGCUGCUCUAGGGGGUUGACGGACUAGGGAAGAGAACCGUCGCCCUCGGUUCUAGAGCCUAGGAGGCAGAGUAGCAUACCGGUGGGAUAACUGUGAGCACGGAUAGAGCACAUGGUUGCUGCUGGAUUUGUAAAGCGCACACAUAUGGAGUGUAUACGGUGGCUUGUGUGUUGGGACGGAGGGGGACCUUCGGCGCAUGCUUGUAGCCGGCAAGGGGCUAGGGCAUGGGCAUGGAGCCUGCUUGCCUUUGGACACAACGUAUAAGAGUGUUUCUAGCGUCGGACUGCGGCUUGGGAAAGAGGACUGGCACAUGAUAUCAGUGUGGCUGGAAGCGCUAGUAUGGCACGGUUGGCCUGUGCUUCUUAAGACGGGUCCGACAGGCUGUUUGAAGGGUGACAUGGGCAGUUGAGGCACAUUGGUCACGAUGCGGGUGGGAAAGGCUGGAGGCAAGCCUGCCUGUGAGGAAAUCCUAGCGAUAUGCGGUGAUCAGGAUCCCUUAUCAGUAUUGGAGUACAUGAGUUCGCAAAGGGUGCAUGCAACGAGGUGCUGGGCACGACCGGGUACAACUUGGGGAAGUGGCGUCAGUUUGAACUCGCCGGCUUAAGACUUGGGUAACGCGCUGUUGUCUGCGAUUGUCUACA
Molecule: messenger RNA, 1465 nt
Organism: Astrephomene gubernaculifera
Lineage: Eukaryota; Viridiplantae; Chlorophyta; Chlorophyceae; Chlamydomonadales; Astrephomenaceae
Source: the annotation of a GenBank genome assembly